AUGGCAUCACCCGCUCUUAACCGCCUAAAAGCCCAUAAAGCACCAGUCCUCUCUCUCGCGUUUGCCCCGUCGUCCUCUGACACUGUCGCAUCUUCAUCAGAAGACUGCACUCUCCGCUUAUGGGAUCUACGAACAGAGAAACCUGUUAAGGCGUGGUUGCCUAAUACAUUUGGCGCCGAUACCGUUACGAGUAUCGUAUGGUCGGAGAGGGAUGAGGGAAGUAUUUGGGUGGGCUGUGGGACUAGGGUAUUAGGGUUGGAUGUUAGGGGAGGCAGUGGGAUGUUGGGCGGGAAGCCAGUUGUAGAGAAGGAGGUUGCAGGGGAUGAGAUUAAUCAGAUCGCGCUACAUGGUGAUUUGAUCGCUGCGGCAGAUGACCUCGGCGAUAUCUACGUCUGGGAUACGAAAGCUGACACAGUGUCCUCAAUGAAAACAAAUCACACCUCCAUCGCCUCAACCCUCCUCUUCAUCCCUCACAAACCAACACCAACAAUUCUCUCCGGUGGUCUUGAUUCACAAAUCAUGCACUGGGACCUCACCCGGAAACUCCCAAAAUCAAAUCUAAACAUCCGGGAUCUCAUUGUGGAGGCAGCGGAGGGGGAUGCAUCCGGACAGAUGUUUAACCCCCCGUUCGUUAACUCGCUGAGUUUGAAUGAGGAGGGGAAGGUGUGGGCUGCUGCCGUGGGGGAUGGGAGUGUAUUUGUUGGGAGGCAAGGGCAGGAUGAUGGAGCGAGAGGCGGGAAGAAAAGGAAGUGGAAUGAGGAGGCAUGGGAGAUCACGGCUCUGGGCGGAGAACCGCACAGAGCGGGCGCGAGCGUGGUUGAAUGGGCAAAAUUCGAUCCUACGCGACUUGUUAGUGGAGGGAACGAUGGAUCUGUACGGAUAUGGGAUGCGUCCCGGGCAUUCGAACAGGGAGAACAGGAGGAGGAGGGUGCGACGGCGUUGGUCGAGACACUGGAAUUGGGAGAGGGGAAGAAGGUCAAUUGGUUGACUACGACUGAACGAAGUGGAAAGGGGAGAGUUGUUAUCGCGGAUACGAGUGGGGAUAUCUUGCUUUAUGAUCUUCGGGGGUGA
Molecule: messenger RNA, 1071 nt
Organism: Saitoella complicata NRRL Y-17804
Lineage: Eukaryota; Fungi; Ascomycota; Saitoellomycetes; Saitoellales; Saitoellaceae
Product: WD40 repeat-like protein
Exons: 4
Coding region: 1-1071 (356 amino acids)
Molecular function (GO): protein binding
Source: RefSeq, a predicted model, not a curated record